AAGCCAGUGAUACAACGGAACGUCAUUCGCACCCCUGAACAGUGAACAACAAGCAAAAACAUGGGAUCUGGGCCAAGCACGCCACCAAAGAAACAAAUAGUUAACAAGUUCCAUGACGUCACGCAGGACAAGGUCAGAGAGGCCAAGGAAAGGCAGAUACAAAAACAAGAGAGGCAGAAGAAGGAAAAAGAAGAGCGUUGCAAACGACUAAAACAAGACAGGAACAAGAAGAGACAGGAACUACGAAAUUAUCGAUUCGGGAAUAUUCACGGGCAACACUACUUUGCCGGACUGGACAUCCGCGACAUGCAAGAAGGAGGUCUGAGGAUCGGGCUGUUUGGGCCUGCAGGAUCAGGAAAAAGCAGUUUCAUCAACACGUGUGAAAGAGCCAUGAAGCAGGGCCUCCGCAGAGGAAACGCCGACAUCCAAACAGCAUAUGGGGAGGGCACUAUCGUCUUGCAAGAAUACUUGGACGACAUUGACAAUGACUUUUGUCUUGUCGACACGCGAGGAUUCUUCCAACACAACAUUGACGAGCUCACAGCGCUGGCCGACAUCGUCCACGGACGGAUCAGACCUGGCCAGGAGGUCAAAUUUGGAAGGUCAGCAGACAAAGAAGAAAUCGAGGAGUACUUCCCCAACUGGCUCCACGCUAUCAUCAUAGUUCUGUCUGCAACAGACCCUCGUCUACAAGACGGUCACACUCAUCGGAACAACUUGAAGAUUGUCCGUGACUUCAUGCGUCGAAGAGUGGUCACGGUCAUCACUCAUCACGACAGGAUCCACGAAAGUCAAGAGGAAGACAUCUUGGCAAAAGCGUCCGCGGCAACCGGUAGUGCCCUUGACCACAUCGUCUUCGUCGCCAACUAUCACAUAGAUAAGAAGGAAACAGAUUACAAUACCGAAAUGGGCGCCUUGGAAGUGAUGAAGUCUGCACUGCAUGUUGCGGAACGCUACGUCAAAAUGCACAAGUUACAAGAACUAGCGGACAGGGAGGAUGAGACUAUAGGGGAUAAUGCUGAGACGGCAUGUGGGGAAGACCAGUGA
This is a messenger RNA of Branchiostoma floridae (Florida lancelet), 1047 nucleotides long. RefSeq lists its product as uncharacterized. Bases 61 to 1047 code for a protein of 328 amino acids. NCBI's taxonomy places the organism in Eukaryota, Metazoa, Chordata, Leptocardii, Amphioxiformes, Branchiostomatidae. The record is from RefSeq and is a predicted model, not a curated record. The transcript has 6 exons.